AUGGCGGCUCUGGGUGCUGGCUGGCCACGGCAACAGGACAAAGAUACAUCGCACGUGGCGGUUCUCAACCUCCUCGCCCUGAUUUUUGCCACGCUACUACUGCUUCUCAGAAGAAGCUCCGGCGCCGGCGCCGGCGCCGGCAUUUCGUUGGACACGCUGAACAGCGGGGGCAACAUCACCGAUGGAGAGACGCUGCUCUCCGCCGGUGGCUCAUUCACCCUGGGUUUCUUCUCCCCGUCGACCACGGUGCCAACCAAGAGGUACCUCGGGAUCUGGUUCACGGCGUCUGGUACGGACGCCGUCUUGUGGGUGGCCAACCGCGACACGCCGCUAAACACCACCUCCGGCGUCCUGGUGAUGAGUAACCGGGUGGGUCUUCGUCUUCUGGACGGCUCUGGCCAGACCGCCUGGUCCUCAAACACGACCGGCGCCUCUGCCUCUUCGGUGGCUCAGCUGCUUGAGUCCGGCAACCUUGUCGUGCGCGAGCAGAGCAGCAGCAGCAGCAGGAGCGCCGCCUUCCAGUGGCAGUCGUUCGACCACCCGUCGAACACCUUGCUCGCCGGCAUGAGGUUCGGCAAGAACCUAAAGACCGGCCUGGAGUGGUCCCUCACGUCGUGGCGGGCGAAGGACGACCCGGCGACGGGGGACUACCGUCGGGUCAUGGACAAAAGGGGCCUGCCGGACAUCGUCACAUGGCAAGGCAGCGCCAAGUACCGCGCCGGCCCGUGGAACGGUCGCUGGUUCAGCGGCGUGCCGGAGAUGGAUUCGCAGUACAAGUUGUUUUACAUCCAGAUGGUGGACGGCCCCGACGAGGUCACCUACGUCCUCAACACCACGGCCGGCACGCCCUUCACCCGCAUCGUGCUGGACGAGGUUGGCAAGGUGCAGGUCCUGUUGUGGAUCCCGUCCAGCCGGGUGUGGAAGGAAUUCCCAUGGUUGCCGCGCGACGCCUGCGACGACUACGCGUCGUGCGCUACAGGGAAGAGGGGGCGUGUGGCAAAAAUCUUGGUUCCAGUGAUGGCGGCUGUGCUUGUACUCACGGCCGCUGGCCUGUACCUUGUUUGGAUAUGCAAGCUUAGAGCCAAACGUCGGAACAAGGAUAAUUUGAGGAAAGCGAUCCUAGGAUACUCGACUGCGCCAUACGAACUCGGUGAUGAAAAUGUAGAGCUUCCAUUUGUCAGCUUUGGAGACAUUGCAGCAGCAACAAACAAUUUUUCUGAGGAAAAUAUGCUCGGGCAAGGUGGCUUUGGGAAGGUUUAUAAGGGUAUGCUGGGACAGAACAUAGAAGUUGCGGUCAAAAGGCUCGGUCAAAGUUUAGGACAAGGUGUAGAGAAAUUCAGAAAUGAAGUUGUUCUGAUUGCAAAAUUGCAGCACAGAAACCUGAUGCUGCAGGAUUCAAGGUUGACUAUAAUUCACAGAGAUCUUAAAACAAGCAACAUACUGUUGGACGCGGAUAUGAGCCCCAAGAUAUCAGAUUUUGGUAUGGCAAGAAUCUUUGGUGGAAACCAGCAUGAAGCAAAUACUAAUCGAGUUGUUGGAACAUAG
This is a messenger RNA of Miscanthus lutarioriparius, 1545 nucleotides long. Lineage: Eukaryota; Viridiplantae; Streptophyta; Magnoliopsida; Poales; Poaceae. The record is from the annotation of a GenBank genome assembly.